Dendroctonus ponderosae (mountain pine beetle) is the source of this 530-nucleotide messenger RNA. Its product is annotated as U6 snRNA-associated Sm-like protein LSm7. Gene Ontology annotation, cellular component: catalytic step 2 spliceosome; U6 snRNP; spliceosomal tri-snRNP complex. The transcript has 2 exons. Gene Ontology annotation, biological process: mRNA splicing, via spliceosome; nuclear-transcribed mRNA catabolic process. The record is from RefSeq and is a predicted model, not a curated record. NCBI's taxonomy places the organism in Eukaryota, Metazoa, Arthropoda, Insecta, Coleoptera, Curculionidae. The coding region runs from base 151 to 501 and encodes 116 amino acids. Gene Ontology annotation, molecular function: RNA binding.
GAAUUACCGUAAAAACGGUAGACCUGGCAAGCCUGAACAUAACCUAAACUGUCAUUAAAUGAGUUCAAAUACAAUUAUACCUGUGAAUUAUACUGAAGUUUUUAAUAAACACAUAAACAUAUUAGAAUAUAAUUUGAACAUUCCUUAAUUAUGGCAUCAGGUGAUUCAGAGAAGAGAAAGGCCAACAAUCAAAUGCAGGACCAAAAGGAGAAAAAACGAAAGGAAUCGAUCCUGGAUCUUUCCAAAUAUUUGGAGAAAACGAUCAGGGUUAAGUUCGCUGGAGGCAGAGAAGCUAGUGGGAUAUUAAAGGGCUACGACCCUCUCUUGAACCUCGUACUAGACAAUACAAUCGAAUACCUGAGAGACCCAGACGAUCCGUACAAACUAGCGGAGGAUACAAGGGAACUAGGCCUUGUUGUGUGCAGAGGAACUAGUGUAGUUUUAAUUUGUCCCAUGGAUGGCAUGGAAUCGAUUCCCAACCCGUUCAUUUCACAAGACUAAUAAUAACUAUAUCUGUAAGUAAAUAUAAA